This is a messenger RNA of Marasmius oreades (fairy-ring Marasmius), 1829 nucleotides long. RefSeq lists its product as uncharacterized. The coding region runs from base 530 to 1723 and encodes 397 amino acids. The record is from RefSeq and is a predicted model, not a curated record. Gene Ontology annotation, molecular function: acid phosphatase activity. The transcript is spliced from 11 exons. Lineage: Eukaryota; Fungi; Basidiomycota; Agaricomycetes; Agaricales; Marasmiaceae.
CCGUUCUUUGUUUGUCCGACAAACAUCCCACGGCCCUAUCCAGUCCUGUGACUCCUGUCAACCUCCUUCCCCUUCAAUUCCCCAUGAAUGCAUACUAGAUCUUCUCAAACGAAGUCCGACUUCCUCAAAGCGAGGUGAUCAUGGGGGUAGAUCGAUAUCAGCGCUCAAGACUAUCAAUUUGGAGCUGGAAUUCACAUUCGGGGUCACCACUCAAGCCUUUUCAGUUUUCAAGGGCGUCCUAACGCGGAAUAUUCAAUCCGUGACAUCUUGAAUGGACGCGUCAAAGCCGGUUCCCUGGGCUGUCCUGAAUAGGGCCAGACCUUUUGAAAGAUACCGGCAGCCAUUGUACACCGAGUCACGCGAACGUCAACAGGUCACAGCAUGAAUCGGGGCUUUGACGGUAGCGAGCUAUCAUUAUGCAUCAUGCACCAGACUCGCACACCAGUUUGUACUAAAAGACCUUCGGAUUCGUGCUACUCUCCCCAUCUCUGAGGAACUUUGGCCUACAUCUUUUGCCUUUCCAAUUCCCAUGUACCCAAAACUCGUCGCUCUUGAUACAGACUGGACCCUCUUUUGGGGUUGGCUCAACGUCAACGAAUGGGGUAAGGGUCCGGGUGCGUAUGUCCCUACAGAAGACAACAUCGAGAAGAGGAACUAUUGGGAAAUUCAAGACCGAACCAAUCACAGCAGAGCCUGCGGCAUGUUUGCUGAUGUGCCGAAGAUAAUACAGGAUAUCUUGAAGAACGGGGCAAAACUGGCCAUUGUCUCUCGGAAUACGAGCAAAGCCAUGUGUGACAGGGCCCUUUGGCACUGGACUAUCCAGGAUCACCAUGGGAAAGACAAGCGGGUCAUCGAGCUCGUUAAGUUUGACGAAGUGUACGAUGCCGAUAAAACGACCCACUUCCGUAGGAUCAAGGGCUGGACAAACUUUGACUAUUCCGACAUGAUCCUCUACGACGAUGAGGCGAUUAACAACACCGUUGAGAUGAUGCUCGGCGUGACUUUUCAGGUUUCGCGAGAUCAAAAGGGUCUGACCUGGGACAACUAUCAGGAGGGACUGGAUGUAUGGCGACGAACCAAAGCUAUCCACAGCCCAUGGCGUGGAACAGCCUUGAACAGUUACCCCAAGAGAAAGCUCAUUGGAUUUUCGGGGAUGGACAUGGGAACUAUCCAACAACUUGAAGCUGGAGGGAGACGAACCGAUAGGAAAGAAGCUGCGAGAUGGGGCUUUGCCAUGUAUGUGGCGGACGAACCUCGGGUGGCAAUCUGGUUCAACCAGUGGAUCAAAACUUACUUCCCCGGGGUCGCAACCGCGGUUUGUGCUAUCUACGCUCGAGAUGGGGAUAUAUGGGAUCGAAUGAAUAAGAUUUGGGUGCCUGACAGUCGCAACGAUCUCAAGCAAAACAGGACGUCAGAUUUCAUGCUCGGCUGGAGCGAGGAGGAUCGAAAUCGUCAAGUAAGGCAGUGGGGGGUGAAGAGGCCCUAUGUCCUCUUCUCGCGACAUCCGAACAUGGGCGGGACCUUUCCCGUGGCCGGACGGUUUAACGAACUUGUGAUUUAUCCACAGGUUCAGGAAAACCUGAUCUUGGCGGUCCGCAUGUCAGACAAUGAACUGAGGUCUGCGAGCAAUGUCUAUUAUGAAGGGAAGAUUCGUGAGUGGAACAUAACGAUUCCUCAAGAAACCCGAAACGACUUUGCGAUAAACCGUGAAAACAUCGGCUGAAGUGACCUCGUACGUACAGUACGGAAUGGUGGUGAUGUACUAGUAUAGUCUGUAGUAUUUAGAUAUUGUCCUCUUCAAUGAUGAAAAAUAUCGGUCGAUUCAAACA